Staurois parvus is the source of this 489-nucleotide messenger RNA. The record is from the annotation of a GenBank genome assembly. NCBI's taxonomy places the organism in Eukaryota, Metazoa, Chordata, Amphibia, Anura, Ranidae.
GCGGGCGCCGGACCCCCAGGCGGAGCGACAGGUCUCGGGCCCUUAGGCGGAACGACAGGUCUCAGGCCCCCAGGCGGGGCGGCGGGCACCGAGUCACCAGGCACAACCGUGGGCUCCGAGUCAACUGGGAUGACCGCUGGCACUGGGUCAGACAUUGGAUCGUCUGGCUGGACAGCGGGCAUCGGCGGGCACCGCGUCAUCUGGCAAGGCAGUGGGCUCCGAGUCAACAGGCACGACAGUGAGCACCGGGUCAUCAGGUACCGGAUUGUCUGGCUCGACAGCGGGCAUCGGGUCACCAGGCAUCAGGUCAUUUGGCUCGACAGCGGGCACCGGAUCAGGUACCGGAUCAUCUGGAUCAACAGCGGGCAUCGAGUCAACUGGCCUAAUAGGAUCGUCAGGCUGGAUCAGUUCAUCAUGCUGAGUAGAGGCAUCAGGCUGAGUAGAGGCUUCAGGCUGAGUAGAGGCUUCAGGCUGAACCACGGAAGGCAG